CAGUCCCUGUAAUCUCAUACACUGCACCCAAAAGCUGAGAAGAAAAAAUGGCAGAGAUCUCAAUAAUCUCACCAUUAAUCCUCUUCACCACCUUCCUAGCAUUCCCAUUAUUGCUCUUUCUCCUCACCAUCAACUUGAAGAAAACUCUCAACAAUCUCUUCCCUCCAAACUCCACCAAGAUCCCCAGAGCCUACCCAAUCAUCGGCUCCUUCUUCUCCAUCCUCGCCAACCAGCGCCGCCGCGUGCAGUGGAUCGCGGAGGUGAUAAACAGCACCGGAAACCUAACGUUCGUCCUCCACCGCCCUCUGGGCUACGUCCAAGUCUUCACCGCUAACCCUUCCAACGUGGAACACAUGCUCAAAACCCACUUCCAUGUCUACCAGAAAGGGGAGAUCUCCAAGAGAGCCCUAGCGGAUUUGAUGGGUCAGGGGAUUUUUAACACCGAUGGGCCGACAUGGAAGUUUCAGAGGCAAUUGGCGAGCUACGAGUUUAAUAUGAGGUCUCUGCGUAAAUUCGUGGAGAUCGUCGUGGAUACGGAGCUCACGGAACGCCUGGUUCCGAUUCUCGCCGCCGCCGCCGCAGGCGGCGGCGGCGGCGGCGUUCUUGAUCUUCAGGACAUUCUUCAGAGGUUCGCGUUUGACAACAUUUGUAAAAUCGCGUUCGGGUAUGACCCGGAAUAUCUGUUGCCGUGUCUCCCGGAGGCGAAAUUCGCGGUGGCGUUUGAGGAAUCUGUGCGGAUUAGUAGCGAGAGGUUUAACUCUAUUGUCCCGUUGUUUUGGAAAAUUAAACGGAUUUUGAACGUCGGGUCGGAGAAGAAGCUCCGGGAAGUCGUCGGCGAGGUCCGGGAAUUCGCGAGAAAAAUGAUUAGAGAGAAGAAGGAGGAAAUUGGGGAGAAACCCAAAUCGUCGGUUGAUUCUCUUGACUUAUUGUCCCGGUUCUUGACUUCCGGCCACUCCGACGAGAAUUUCAUUACUGAUAUCGUGAUAAGCUUUAUUCUCGCCGGCCGGGACACCACCUCCGCCGCAUUAUCCUGGUUUUUCUGGCUAGCUUUCAAGCACCCGAGAGUGGAAGAGGAGAUCGUGAGAGAAGUCUUCACGGCGGCGAAAUGCGAAACGCCGGUGUACGAUGAGGUGAAAGAGAUGGUGUACACCCACGCGUCACUCUGCGAGACUAUGCGGCUGUACCCGCCGGUGCCGGUGGACACAAAAGCGGCGACUCAGGACGACGUUUUGCCGGACGGGACUCCGGUGAAGAAGGGGACAAGGGUGAGCUACCACCCCUAUGCAAUGGGGAGGGUGGAGAAGGUUUGGGGGGCGGAUUGGCGGCUGUUCCGCCCCGAGCGGUGGCUGGACCGGGACGCGGUGACCGGAAAAUAUACGUUCGUGGGUAAAGACCCGUUUACGUAUCCGGUGUUUCAAGCCGGGCCGAGGGUUUGUUUGGGAAAAGAGAUGGCUUUCUUGCAAAUGAAGAGAGUGGUGGCGGGUGUUCUCAGGCGGUUCACGGUGGUUCCGGCGACGGGAGAGGCGUUUCAGCCGGUUUACACGGCGGACUUGACGUCCAAAAUGAUGGGUGGGUUUCCGGUUAGGAUUGUGGAGAGGCCAGCUGCUGAUGACACCACUUAAUUACCACCAUGAUAUGAUGAAUUAUUCUUA
Messenger RNA from Ipomoea nil (Japanese morning glory), 1652 nucleotides. RefSeq names its product cytochrome P450 94A2-like. NCBI's taxonomy places the organism in Eukaryota, Viridiplantae, Streptophyta, Magnoliopsida, Solanales, Convolvulaceae. Bases 48 to 1622 code for a protein of 524 amino acids. Gene Ontology annotation, molecular function: monooxygenase activity; heme binding; iron ion binding. The record is from RefSeq and is a predicted model, not a curated record. The transcript has 2 exons.